Messenger RNA from Funneliformis mosseae, 333 nucleotides. The record is from the annotation of a GenBank genome assembly. NCBI's taxonomy places the organism in Eukaryota, Fungi, Glomeromycota, Glomeromycetes, Glomerales, Glomeraceae.
AUGUCAACUGUCGCCUCACAAAUGAGACCCGAAGUUAUUCGCUCACAUACCUUUCCAUCCAACUCGGCGCAAAACACAAGACGUCGUCGUAGAGACACUUUUGUAGAACGAUUGCUCAAGGAUCCUAUGUUACAAACUAUGGCCGAUAUUGGAAAACAAGAAGGUGCAAUCAAACCGCUUCCUGCGCCGCAGCGCGCGAGAACCAUAAAUAUUUCUGAAUUUCAACAAUAUUAUCGUCAUUUUCAAGAGGGUAAUUUUCAUCAAUAUCUUAAUACGAUUCAAAUCAUGGAUUUACCGCCGAACUGCAUAUUUGCAACACCAACAUGUACCUGA